AUGCUAAGUUGGGUACGCGAUAACCUCAAAGACCUAAAACCGGAGAACUUUUACAAAAAAUUUGGCUACUCUCACACCUCACGGAAACAAGCUGAAGAAAAGCUACGAGAAUUACUUACAGCUAUCAAGAAUGAGAACAAUAUUAUCAAUCGGAAAAAGGCGAGUUGCUUGUUAGAUAGUUUUGAGUCGUGGACGAUUUCAAUUGACUGUGAGAGGUACUGGUGGGAUGUGGAGGUCUCGCUUGGCAGGUCAUCACACGAAGUGAUGGGACGAAUUUCAGCUUAUAAUACAAUUAAAAACUUCACUAGGAAAAUUAACGACGAGGAAAAAGAUCUAAAUGAAUUUCAACCGCCAUCGAAAAGGGCAAAAAAUGAACCACGAACGCCAGAGAAUAAAAUAAUCACAGAUCCUAUGAAUAAUCCGUUUUUUGAAAGGUCAAAUGAUAGCGAUGGAAGCUGGCUGGGCCCAGGAAAGAUAAAUAUAAAAGAAUCUGAAAUUCAAAAUAAGUGGGUAUUAGAUGGGAUCAAUAUCUCGGAUAUCUUCUUCCAAUUUCGUCAGUUAUCAAUCAAAAAGACAUUAGAUGGGAGCAUUGAAGGGACGAGUGAGAUAUUAGCUCUUAACCAUAUUUUUUUAAUACAAGACUCAGAGAACAAUGGUCAAAUUAUUGACAAACAACUUUGGGACAAAGCUAUUCAGCAAAUCUAUCAAAAAUAUCCACCACCUGAUCCGCCAAAAGAUUGGCUGUCUAAAUGCUACGAAAUGUCAAAAAUGGCUCGAAAAGACUUUAAGAAUAGCAAGUCGUUGUUAAAGCAUUGGUAUAAAUCAAGCAACGAGGAAUCUAAUGACAUAAUUUUUGAUGUGUUCUAUAAUAUACUCGGUGUAUACACAUCCUCGGGAUCAAUGAAGCAUCUCCAUGAAGAUUCAUUUGCCCACAAAGCACUAUCGCCUGUCAUAUCCCCUUUUUUAGGGAUUCGCUUGAAAUUUCUUCAGUUUG
Funneliformis mosseae is the source of this 994-nucleotide messenger RNA. NCBI's taxonomy places the organism in Eukaryota, Fungi, Glomeromycota, Glomeromycetes, Glomerales, Glomeraceae. The record is from the annotation of a GenBank genome assembly.